This is a messenger RNA of Bursaphelenchus xylophilus (pine wood nematode), 2239 nucleotides long. NCBI's taxonomy places the organism in Eukaryota, Metazoa, Nematoda, Chromadorea, Rhabditida, Aphelenchoididae. The record is from the annotation of a GenBank genome assembly.
AUGAUUUACACACGACUCCUGCCGUUUUUCCUGUUUAUACACGUGGUUCAGGCUUGGUGGUAAGUUGAUUUUACUCUUGGUCGAUUCUUUAAGACUAUUGUACAUAGUUUAUUCAAGUUUUAUAAAAUGAAAUUGGAUCUUCGGGCCCGUAGAGCAAAAAGUAUAUUAUUUUAGGCAUCAAAACUAAAAUUUUUGAUUUAAAUUAUACUUUUACCGUGUACACACGUGCCAUUUAGAUCGAUUCAGUUCUAAAUGACCUGAAUCAAAUAUAUCGAUCGAAUUUUAUCGAUUGCUUUAGCUCUCGGAGGAGUUUUCGUGAUUUUAGGUAACAACCGAAAGUAAACAGAAAAAUUCAGUUUUUUACCCAAGUCUUUGCGAUUUAUGCUUCUUCUAGACUCUAAUAACUCCAUAAAAUCCGGAUUUGAUUUAAAACUCAACAAUCUUUAGUUGAAAUAUUUUAGGUAUCAAGAUUAAAAUUUCAAUUUUUUUUAUUUUCUAAAACCAAAUUUCACCCAAAAACCUUUUAGGAUGCUAACCCAAAUGGCUUCUGCCCCAUUGCCCUCCUCCCACUACUUUGAUUGCAAUUCUUUGCCCGGAUUAUCAAAGAAACAACUCGAGCUUUGCAAACACAACCCAUCCGCGAUGCGAGCGGUCGCCAAUGGUCUCAAAGACGCUGUGGACGAAUGCCAGACGCAGUUCUCGAAUGAAAAAUGGAAUUGCUCCGCGAAACAUGGCUUUGGAACCGCACUGUUGAAUAGUAAGUUGCGAAAUCGCGAAAAAAUAUUAUACAGGGUCUUUCAAGAAACGUGAAGGAAAGUAGGAGGCUAUAACUUUCGGCGCCUCCUACUUUCCUUCACGUUUCUUGAAAGACCCUGUAGUAGUAGAUUAGUUAAGGGAAAUCUAAAUUUUAGAGUACAAACACGACUGUAACUAAUAGUUAGAACUCUUCUGUUAUGCCGUUUGGCAAUAAUUUACAUAUUUUUGGCCCUAAAAUAUCUUUUCCUCAAAAAGUGACAUUUUAUACGAUGAAAGCUGUCUGAAUCUUAAUAUUUAUGAAAUCAUUUUCAGUAGCCAGCCGAGAAUCCGCCUAUGUGUACGCGCUCUCCGCGGGCGCCGUCUCUCAUUCCGUGGCGAAAGCCUGUGCCAAAGGCCUAAUCCCCGAUUGCGGCUGCGGCGACCGACCUCGCCAACCCGCCAAGGAUUUUAUUUGGUCCGGCUGCUCCGACAACCUCAAGUAUGGCAAUCAAUUCAGUCGACGAUUUGUCGAUAUAACUGAAAAACGAAAGUUGGAUAGCCGAGCGAAAAUGAAUUUACACAACAACCGCGUUGGAAGGAAGGUACUCGCUAGCUCAAUGAAAACGAAGUGCAAGUGCCAUGGAGUCAGUGGAAGCUGUGUUACAAAGACUUGCUGGAAAGUGGUACCCGAUAUUGAUGAAUUUGCGAAAAACUUGAAGAUCAAAUAUGAAAGAGCUCAACAGGUGAGGGAAUAUUUUUUGUAAGACUUUAGGGCAGAAAAUUUGGCCAUUUUUGUUGUGGGAGACAUUUUAUACGAAAAAUUUAAGAUACAUUUUUCAUCGUAUAAAAUGUCACUUAGAAGAUGUAAAACUGUUGCCUAUGGUUAGAUUGUGCCAUUAAGGUUCUAACUAGAGAUUUUUGGAAAUUUUAAACUUUUGAAUAUUCAAAUUUUUGAUUAUAAUUUCGGAAAAAAGCGUUUGGUCGUAUAAAAUGUCGCCGAGGGGUGGAAAUUAGAAAACAUGAGGGGAAAUGAAGUCAUAAAUGAUUUCUGAUCAUAUAUAAGGCCAUUUUAAGUACUAAACUUAAAUUUUUUUAGGUUACCGUAACCCCCGACAGUAACGAACUUAUUGUCCGAACUCCCCCCGCCGUCAGCCGAACUGAACGCUAUAUCGCGCAGCCAGCCCAUCCCUACAAAGUAAAUGCCCCCACCAACCAGCUGCCUCAAUACGAAUAUCAACUGAGCACGAUGCCAGCGAAUCGGGCGGAUUUGGUGUUUCUGGAGGACUCGCCGGACUAUUGCGAAAUUGACCCCAAAAAUGAAAUUGGUGGGACAAGAGGCAGAGAAUGCGCCAAUGACAAAGAAUGCGACACAUUAUGUUGCGGACGUGGCUAUGACACCAAGUACGAAUGGCAAACCGAACCCUGUCAUUGUCGGUUCGAAUGGUGUUGUGAGGUAAAAUGUCAGCAGUGCGAACGACUCGUGGAACGCCGCUUUUGCCGCUAA